UUGGUUUUAUACAGAGGAAAAUGCACAUUGUUUUGCAUUACUUAUAAUUCAGAAAUAAAACUCUUUUCAGUCAUAAUUUUUCUUCAUUUACAUUUUGUUCAAAAUAAUCUUAGAAUUGAAUCAAAUCGAAAUCGUGAAAUCAGCAUUGUAAAUUUAAUCAAAUCGUGACCGGAGUGUAUCUUUACACCCCUACUUCAAAUACAUUCUUGUUUCUUGUUUGCUCUGAAGUCAUAGCCUCCUCUUUUUGUGCUGCAAGUGACCACUCAUGCAGAUGGAAAGUGCCAAAAGCAAUUCAAAAUAUGGGGCACAUCAUUAAAAAUAUCUAUAAAAUUAAUAAAGAACACAUUAAAACCUUGGAGAGAAAGGAGAACUGAUUUUUAUUUAUCUUGAGACUGUUCCGUGAUGUGGCCUGUACAUUAUGGCAUUAGCAUUUGUAAGCUAAGACACUCACCACAAGAUGUCAGUGUAAAACAGAUUAAAUAUGGAGAACUGUCUAAUUGCAGUAAAGACAGUAGCUUUUAAUAGGCUAUAACUUAACCCUAACAUCUCCAGUGACUUUUCUUUCUUUGUUUUUUUUAAGUAAAUUUAUGAAACGAGAUUUCAAAUUACGAAAGUAAAAUCUCAAGUACAUUUAAAUAUAUUUAGAAAAGUAGAUAAUACUUAUGCUUAUGUUGUAUAAGUUAUGUUAUUAAUGAGCUCCAGCUCCAGCAGGGUAUUUUCUAUUUUGCAGAGAAACUUGAGUACUCAGUCCAGAUCUCUCUCUGCCAAGUUGGAUGAAAUGUCACGGUUUGUAGAGAGUAGGCCUGAGGGUCAAUACCUGUCAAAAUUACAUGAAAAAUUGGCCGAGCCAGAGGCAAAAGAGCUCCAGAUGGAAAACAAACAACCCUCACCCCUGAAAAUAAGAGGAGGCAGUAAUAUGGGGAGUAUUUUCAUAAAUGCAAUUCCACUUAUUUGUAUUUGCAAGUCUGAGUUUUUAAUCCACUGUCUCUUUAAUGACCCUACUUACCCUCCUACUUGGACGCCUGUGUCUACUUACAGUUCAAGACCCUCCCAUUUGGAGAUCUGCGGUCUGCAGAGAUACAUCGGCUUCUUGGCAGGGAAAUUAUGAAACAGAUUUUUGUAUGCUAGGCCUCUGAAAAGAUUGCAGGAUUACCACACAGUCCUAAAUUAUUCAUGUGUGUAAGCCUGUCGUAUAGCCUAUUAAUGGUCAUUUUAUAAUAUGAGCUCAACAGUAAUCAAACAAUAAUCGUGAUAAACAGUGCAUCAAUGAGAUUAUUUAGAAAGGAGAAGCCUGUUUUUUGUCAGUGAGGGCAGAAAUAGGUCACUGCCACCCCGUGGUAACAUUAGCAGGAUUAAUAUUGGCGGAUUAUCACUGUGUUAACUGUUCGCCUGCCUGUUAGAGCAGGUGAUUCAUGCAUGUAGGCUAAAAUUUCCACAUGGGCUGUUCCUCCUGCUUGCUUUACGGAAUGUGGCAAACUAAUGUCGUCCUUUGGUUCCAUAUGAGCACCAGGUGAAUGGCGUUUAUAUCUUGGAGACCAGGGCGCAGAGGGGCAAGCUAUGCUAUCAGCACACGGGCCCCUUCCUCUGGCGACGCUCCUCCCCUUUGGUCAGACAGCCCCUCCCUCUCCAGACAGUCACUCCCCCAGUCUGGCGCUCUGUCCUGGCAAGCUGCGAUCACUGCGGCGAGAAACGCCAAGGCCGAUGGCACCCAGACCAUAAGUACAUCGGACAGCGCUCCAGUAGGCUCUCUGUCGCAAAGGAAGAGGCAGCAGUAUGCCAAGAGCAAGAAGCAGGGUAGCGCCACCAAUAGCAGGCCUCCGCGGGCACUCUUCUGCCUCACCCUCAACAACCCGAUACGCAGGGCCUGCAUCAGCCUGGUGGAGUGGAAACCCUUUGAUAUCUUUAUAUUGCUGUCUAUUUUUGCCAACUGCGUGGCCUUAGCUGUUUACAUCCCCUUCCCUGAAGACGAUUCCAAUUCAACCAAUCAUGACCUGGAGACAGUAGAAUAUGCCUUCCUGAUCAUUUUUACUAUUGAGACCUUUCUGAAGAUCAUAGCCUAUGGACUGGUAAUGCACCAGAACUCCUACGUUAGAAACGGCUGGAACAUGCUGGAUUUCAUUAUAGUUAUAGUGGGGCUGUUCAGCGUGGUUCUGGAGCUGAUGACCAAAGAGGGAGAUUCAGGUCAGUCCGGAGGGAAGCCGGGUGGCUUUGAUGUCAAAGCUCUGCGAGCGUUCCGCGUGCUCCGACCACUCCGGCUCGUCUCAGGAGUGCCCAGUUUACAGGUUGUGCUGAACUCCAUUAUUAAAGCCAUGGUUCCUCUGCUGCACAUUGCUCUGCUCGUGCUCUUCGUUAUCAUUAUCUAUGCCAUCAUUGGUCUGGAGCUCUUCAUUGGGAAGAUGCACGCAACCUGUUACAUGAAUGGCACACGGACAUUAGCAGAGGAAGAGCCUACCCCCUGCACUCUGUCAGGUCAUGGACGCCACUGUUCUGUUAACGGCAGCACGUGUAGAGACGGCUGGCAGGGGCCCAACAAUGGCAUCACCAACUUUGACAACUUCCUGUUCGCAAUGCUGACUGUGUUCCAGUGCAUCACCAUGGAGGGCUGGACGGAAGUGCUGUAUUGGAUGAAUGAUGCCAUGGGUUUUGAGCUGCCAUGGGUCUACUUCGUCAGUCUGGUCAUCUUUGGUUCUUUCUUCGUCCUCAAUCUCGUUUUGGGUGUUCUUAGUGGAGAGUUCUCUAAGGAGCGUGAGAAAGCUAAGGCACGUGGAGAUUUCCAGAAGCUGCGAGAGAAGCAGCAGCUGGAGGAGGACCUGAAAGGCUACCUGGACUGGAUCACUCAGGCAGAGGAUAUUGACCCAGAGAAUGAUGAGGAUGGAGACCAAGAGGGAAAACGCAACCGGGUGACGAUGGCCGAUCUCACCCAGGAGAAGAAGGCAGGGAAGUCGGGCUGGUUCAGUCAGUCCACAGAGACUCAGGCGAGUAUGCCAACCAGUGAGACUGAGUCUGUUAACACAGACAGUCCAAAUGGAGACGACGACAAGAUCUGCUGUUGUGGACCAGUCUGUCAAAAAAUUACUAAGUCAAAGUUCAGGUCAGUAAACAACCGUAGCUGGCGACGCUGGAACAGAUUCUGUCGCAGGAAGUGCAGAGCAGCGGUGAAAUCUACCACUUUCUACUGGCUGGUCAUUGUCCUGGUGUUCCUUAACACUCUCACCAUAUCCUCUGAACACUACAACCAACCUGUCUGGCUCACUGAAGUACAAGAUGUAGCCAACAAGGUGCUGCUGGCCAUGUUCACCUGUGAGAUGCUGAUUAAGAUGUACAGCCUGGGCCUGCAGGCGUAUUUCGUGUCUCUGUUCAACCGCUUCGACUGUUUUGUGGUGUGCGGCGGCAUUGUGGAGACCAUCCUCGUAGAGCUGGAGAUCAUGUCGCCUCUCGGCAUCUCCGUGUUCCGUUGCGUCCGUCUGCUCCGCAUCUUUAAAGUCACCCGUCACUGGGCAUCUCUGAGUAACUUAGUUGCCUCUCUGCUGAACUCCAUGAAGUCCAUUGCCUCCUUGUUACUGCUGCUCUUCCUCUUCAUCAUCAUCUUCAGCCUGCUGGGAAUGCAGCUCUUUGGUGGCAAAUUCAACUUUGAUGAAACCGUGACCAAAAGGAGCACCUUUGACAACUUCCCUCAGGCCUUGCUCACUGUCUUUCAGAUCCUGACAGGUGAGGACUGGAACACAGUGAUGUAUGAUGGGAUCAUGGCAUAUGGAGGCCCUUCAUCUUCAGGCAUGAUGGUGUGCAUCUACUUCAUCAUUCUUUUCAUCUGUGGAAACUACAUCCUUCUGAAUGUAUUCUUGGCCAUUGCCGUGGACAACCUGGCAGAUGCGGAGAGCCUGAACUCGGCACAGAAAGAGCAAGAGGAGGAGAACAAGAGGAAGAAGAGAGCCAGGAAAGGUAGCAUAGACAAGAAAGAAGAGGAUAAAGGAGGUGAAGAUAGCGAAACUAAGGGUGCAUUAGAGGAGGACACGGGGGAUGAGGAAAGAGAGGCAGUUAAUUCUACAGAUGUGGAUGAUGACCCAGAUGUUCCAUCAGAACCCCGUCCUCAGAGGCUGUCGGACUUUAGCCUCAAGGAGAAGAUUCCACCCAUUCCAGAGGGCAGUGCUUUCUUCAUCUUCAGCCACACAAAUCCGUUCCGUGUGGGCUGCUAUCGUCUGAUCAACCACCAGAUCUUCACCAACAUUACCCUUGUCUUCAUCAUGCUUAGCUCCUUCUCGCUGGCAGCCGAGGACCCCAUUCGGAACCUCUCAGCACGGAACAUCAUUCUUGGUUAUUUUGACUAUGCCUUCACAGCUAUCUUUACAGUAGAGAUCCUACUGAAGGUCCUAGGCUAUGCUGAUUAUGUCUUCACUAGUAUAUUUACCUUUGAGAUCGUAUUAAAGAUGACCGCCUAUGGCGCAUUCCUGCACAAAGGCGCAUUCUGCAGAAACUACUUCAACCUGCUGGACUUGCUAGUUGUUGGAGUCUCUUUGGUGUCCUUUGGCAUACAGUCCUCAGCCAUCUCCGUUGUAAAGAUUCUAAGAGUACUGCGAGUGCUUCGUCCUCUUAGAGCCAUCAACAGGGCCAAAGGACUGAAACAUGUCGUGCAGUGUGUGUUUGUGGCCAUCAGAACCAUCGGCAACAUCAUGAUCGUCACCACUCUGCUACAGUUCAUGUUCGCCUGUAUUGGGGUGCAGCUCUUCAAGGGGAAGUUUUACCGCUGUACAGACGAAGCCAAGUUGAGUAAAGAAGAAUGCAAGGGGACAUACAUACUGUAUAAUAUUGGUGAUAACGCAUUGCCACAAGUGCGAGAGAGGAAGUGGUUCAACAGUGACUUCAACUUUGACAACGUUCUGAAUGCUAUGAUGGCUCUCUUCACUGUGUCAACCUUUGAGGGCUGGCCAGCCCUCUUAUACAAGGCUAUAGACUCAAACCAAGAAAACAUGGGGCCUAUCUACAAUUACCGCAUCGAGAUCUCCAUCUUCUUCAUCAUCUACAUCAUCAUCAUCGCCUUCUUUAUGAUGAACAUCUUCGUGGGUUUUGUCAUCGUCACCUUCCAGGAGCAAGGAGAGAAGGAGUACAAGAACUGUGAGCUGGACAAAAACCAGCGUCAGUGUGUGGAGUAUGCUUUGAAAGCUCGUCCAUUGCGGAGAUACAUUCCAAAGAACCACUACCAGUAUAAGUUCUGGUAUGUGGUAAAUUCCACUGGUUUUGAAUAUGUCAUGUUCAUUCUCAUUAUCCUCAACACACUCUGUCUGGCCGUACAGCAUCAUGGCCAGUCUGAUCACUUUAAUUAUGCUAUGGACAUUCUCAACAUGAUGUUCACAGGAGUCUUCACAGUGGAAAUGAUUCUUAAACUCAUCGCCUUCAAACCCAGGGGUUAUUUUGGCGAUGCCUGGAAUGUGUUUGAUGCCCUGGUCGUGAUUGGCAGCAUAGUACACAUCAUUCUGAGUCAGGUAGAUCACUAUUUUACCGAUGCAUGGAACACGUUUGACGCCUUAAUUGUUGUUGGUAGCGUCGUUGACAUUGCAAUCACAGAGAUCAAUCAGACUGAAGCUCCAGUAGUGGCAGAGGAGCGAGGGAACACAGAGGAUAGCGGACGAAUUUCCAUCACAUUCUUUCGUCUGUUUCGAGUCAUGCGUUUGGUCAAGCUGCUGAGCAGAGGAGAGGGCAUUCGGACACUACUCUGGACUUUCAUCAAGUCAUUUCAGGCUCUGCCGUAUGUCGCUUUGCUGAUAGCCAUGCUCUUCUUCAUCUACGCAGUAAUCGGGAUGCAGGUGUUCGGGAAGAUUGCGAUGGUGGAUGGCACACACAUUAAUCGCAACAACAACUUCCAGACUUUUCCACAAGCUGUACUCCUGCUGUUUAGGUGUGCCACAGGAGAGGCUUGGCAGGAGAUCAUGCUAGCAUGUAUGCCUGGUAAACUGUGUGACUCUGAAUCUGAAAUCACCCCUGGAGAGGAGAAAUCGUGUGGCAGUGGUUUUGCAAUCAUCUACUUCAUCAGCUUCUACAUGCUCUGUGCUUUUCUGAUCAUCAAUUUGUUUGUGGCUGUCAUUAUGGACAAUUUUGACUAUCUGACACGCGACUGGUCAAUCCUUGGACCGCAUCACUUGGAUGAAUUCAAGAGGAUUUGGUCUGAAUAUGACCCAGAGGCAAAAGGGAGGAUUAAACACUUGGAUGUUGUGACAUUGUUGCGUAGGAUUCAGCCACCACUGGGCUUUGGUAAACUCUGUCCCCAUAGGGUGGCAUGUAAGAGGCUGGUUGCCAUGAACAUGCCUCUAAACAGCGACGGUACUGUCAUGUUUAAUGCCACCCUUUUUGCUCUGGUCAGAACGGCUCUGAAGAUCAAAACUGAAGGAAAUUUGGAACAGGCCAAUGAGGAACUGAGGGCCGUCAUCAAGAAGAUCUGGAAGAGAACUAGUUCAAAGCUCCUUGAUCAAGUGGUACCACCUGCAGGAGAUGACGAGGUCACAGUGGGGAAGUUCUAUGCCACUUUCCUGAUUCAGGACUACUUUAGGAAAUUCAAGAAGCGCAAAGAGCUAGGUCUUGUGGGACGGCACCCUGCCAGUCAUAACACCGCCAUUGCACUACAGGCUGGUCUCCGGACACUGCAUGACAUAGGCCCUGAGAUUCGCAGAGCCAUAUCAUGUGACCUACAAGAUGAAGACCUGGUAGACUUUAACCCUGAUGAAGAAGAAGACAUAUAUCGGAGAAAUGGUGGCCUCUUUGGAAACCAUGUCAAUCAUGUCAACGGGGAUCACAGAGGCUCGUCCACCUCCACUAACGUCACCCAGAGACCCCUCCACGUUCCACCCCUUCCCUUCUACGUGCAAGUUGAGCCUCCUCCACAGCCCCUUUACGCCCAAAAUCGUCCGUAUUCAAACCCCAACUUGUACUUCAAGUCCCCUAAGUCCUCGAACUCCAACCUCAACAAUGCCAAUGUGCCAUGCAUGCCUGUCCUGACCAACGGAGGGCAGUACCGCCCUCACACAGAUCGGCCCACCAGAAGCCGGGUGUCUUCCCUGGGUUCCUACCUCAACCUCAGGAGUGAUUCAGAAUCACAGCGAAAGUCUCAUUUUAAGAGACCACGAUACUAUGAGACCUAUAUUAGGUCAGACUCAACAGCUGGUUUUUACCCCACCAUCUGCCGACAAGCCUCCCUCCACGGUGAUGUCAGCGACGAUGACAGAGCUUCAGUGGAGUAUUACAGUGGGGAGGAGUUUCAGGAGGAGGACCUCAUGCUGGCUGGAGACAGGAAGUCAUACAGAGAGUAUCAGGACACAGUGAGCAGUUUGGAGUCAAACCCACCUCAUGAGAACCAAGACCCUGAGUGUUUCUAUGACGAUGAUGAGCAGCCCAUUUGCCAGGAACUUAGGAAAUCGCCAAUGAGAAGGCUUCUGCCCUCAACACCUCAGGCUCCUCAUAGACCUUCCUUCAACUUUGAGUGUCUGUGCAGACAAAGAAGCCAGGAUGAGACUCCUCAUUCUCCUUCCUUUCAUCAGCACACUGCUCUACCUCUGCAACUAAUGCAGCAUCAGGUGAUGGCUGUAGCUGGCCUAGACUCCAGCCGAGCACGACUAUCUCCUACACGCUCAAUCCACUCAUGGUCCACGCCCCCGGACACACCCCCAUCCUACACCCCUCUCAUCCAGGUGGACUGGCAUGGAGCUCCACCCAGUGCCAGCAGCACUCCAGCAUUGGCUCGCCGCAGCUCCUGGUACACCCAGAAGGGCCAUGAUUGGUCACCCAAAUCGGUCACACCCACUUCCUCCCUCUUACAGAUUCCACCCACCUACAGCAGUCAGUAUCUGCAGCAGAGAGGCAGUGCUCAUAGUCUGGUGGAGGCAGUGUUGAUAUCGGAGGGACUGGGAAAAUAUGCAAAGGACCCAAAUUUUGUGGCAGCAGCCAAACACGAGAUCGCAGAUGCAUGCGAGAUGACUAUUGAUGAAAUGGAAAGCGCAGCAAGCAACUUGCUAAAUGGAAGUCUGGGCAAUAGCAUGGGAUCAGAUGGCACUGGCACGCCCCAGAGCAUCAUAGGCCACAGUCUCCACAACUACAGCGAUGAGGAGACAGAGCCAAACAGUAAAUACGAGGAGGACCUCACAGACGAAAUUAUAUGCAUCUCAAAUUUAUAGCAUUUGCUAAAAAUGAACAAACAGAUGAAAGGAGAAAUAGUGCCUUCUAGGGGAGUGGAGACAAACAACUCUCUGGGCCGAUCAACCAAGCAAAAUCCUAUCCCAUUCUACAGCUGUCACCUAACUGGGACAUGGGCUUGCUGCAGAAAAAAUUAGACACAAGAAAUGUGAGCUCUCAACUGUAUGUAUGUGUGUGUGUGCAUGUGUGUGUUUCUCAACAGCUUUUUACAAGAAUAUUUUUCCACAUUCUUUACAUAUCAACCAAAAAAAAAAUAAAUUUUUGCAGUCAUAUCCCUCUCCAUUGCCUUACCCACAUAUACAAAAGCUAGUAAUUAGCUUCAAUACACUGCCAUUCAUUGUCCAUUCCCAGUGUCACUCAAAAUGAGUCAACAAAACAGCCAGAUAAAACUGUUAAGCAAUAUCACCCCGUAACAAUAUUAUCACACUUGAAAAACACAUUUUUACUGCGCAUGUAUAAGGGAGAAUCUGACAACACAGCAUAAAGUCUAGGCAAGUUUCUCCCUGUAAUUACACACUAUGUUAUAUAAUAAAGAAAAAAAUAUUUUAGCACAAACACAGUAAUAUUACACCCAGAACUAAAAGGAUUUAUGAAUAACAUUUCAGUCUAGCCAUUGUUUGAGCCAGUGUGAAUGCAAAAUGCACACAAUAUGCAUAAGAUCCACUCUGUCCUUCUAAUAUGAUACCUUUCAAAAUCGGCAUGCAUGUACACAUAACCUGGAGGCAGAGUAAAUCUGCACAAAACAUUUUUCUCUGCAAAGUUCUUUUAAUCGGUUUAGGACUAAGUAGAGAAGUCCCACUGUAUAUAUAUAUAUAUAUAUAAUUGGUACAUUUUGGAAGUUAGUCACAUUAGAAGGUGCGUUUCUGUGCAUAUCGUGUGCAUAAGUACAUAAUAGAUUUAUGCGUUACCAAUGCUGCUUUACAAGACAUUUUGUACCAUUGAGUGACAUUCAAAUACCAUUUAUUUUCACAAACAUGUUUAUGUAGUAUACACCAUGUUUUCAUGCUUUAUACCUUUAAGAUUCUGUUUUAUUUUUGCAUGGUUUUGAAGAAUGUGUGUGAAAGCUCCUGCUGUCCUCAUCACACACUCCUACUCCUCAGGUGACCAGUCAUGUGAAGUACUACCUACACACAUCUGCACUACCCAAGAGCUGCUAACUCCACACUGCACCUCUGCUACCUCUACCAGUCAGGCUCUAAUGUAAUGUCAGCAUGUUCCCUUAGGGACCAAAGACAUUGGGAUGGGGAGUGAAAGUUUUUGCCCUUUUUCAGAUUGUCAAAACAACUGUCACAAUGCAUGAGUGUAUCAUACUGUCAUUUACAAGCUGCUUUCUGAUUAGGCUGUCCAGAUGAACAGGGUCUAUAAUUCACACAAAACUGAAUCCAGGAAUAAAUUAAAGCUAGCGUGGGCCAGCUAGAAUGUUCUUAUUAGCAUAACACUAACCAGCGUCUAUUAAUGUCUCAUAAUGUUAAGUCUAGACAGCUGGACUUACGGUGUAACCACAGGCUCUUUUUGCCUCUUUGUCAGUUCUAAAUGUCACUUGGACAGCUCAAAACCUUCACAGAGGAUUAUCUAAUAACUUGCAGUCAUUGUUUACAGUAUAGCAUUUUGAGAAAUUAAACAGUUCUCAACCCUUCAAGUAAUGCCAUCCAAUCCAAUGAAAGUCUCUUAACAAAAUAAUAGAUGUAAAUUAUGGUUAAAUUAUUUGCCAACCUAUUGAAUGUGUCCAGUUAUUUGAAGCCACAUUCUGUUUCACCUCUCCUAACUGCCAGGUGCAGGGAGAAUCACUUGGGCACCUUCUUGUGAGUGUGCGCACAUUCAAGGGACAUGUUAGCAAUAAAUAUCACUGUCAUAUGGCCAUAUUUCCCUUUCUGCUCACCUUGUACACAUGGUGGACCAAAUGUACAUCAUAUAGAGCCAUACAGGUUUUCUAUCCUCUAAAGCUGGGGAUAGUCUCUUUUUUGUUCUGCCUUGGUGAGUGUAAUUUCUUUAUGCAUUCCCACCACCCUUUUUUCCCCAUAGAAUGCCACAGAACCCUUGUUCUCUUCACUUGGGCUGUACUACCCCCAUUUUUUUUAGCCUUUAGGAGCCAUGCUGCAAGACUCACACUUGUGCAGCUGGUGUCUGAAUAGUUUGGAAGCUCAAGACUGGAACCAGCUAUGUGCUCACUGCCUCACUGUUGGAAAUCUAAAAUACAGGUUCUGACUCUCACAUGCCCUGAAUGGUGAAGCCAGUGCUUAUACAGUGCAGUUAACUGGACCAUACAGUUGAACCUCCAUGUUAAACCCGAGGCUGAGUCACAUCUGAAAAUAGGUCUGGGUCGGUCCCUGCUAGCUUGCAGGAACCAGAAACAGGCAGCCACUCAUAAACUGGUGGUGGCUUUGAGUUGCCCGAGUUGGAUGAGAUAGUGCUAGGCAAGCCGCAGGACCCGGUGCGCGCGUUCGCACAACACAGUUAAAUUCGCUAUGCCACAGUGCAAAGUUUUGGUUGAGUUUUAAAGAGGGAUUUGGACAGAUAGCUCACCCACGCCCAUACUGUUGUGUGCGUUCUAAGAAAUAUAAUAGAUCCCAAGCAGGUCGGACUGUAACAUACUGCUGAUGCCUGGAUGCAUGCACAAAGUACUACAUACAGAUACCCACUGCUGAAUGCCAGUGCACUCAUGGCAUACAUUGCAUCACCUGUGGCAUGCACUGGAAAUAUAUUAGUUGUCUUACUGUUAGGAUUGGUGCAAUCACUCCAAUCUACAGAAAUGGAUCCAGAAAGUGAGGGAACUGAUUGAUUGACUCCUAAGAUGGGACAUCCAGGCUAAGAUAUGGGGCCAACCUGGUUUAUGCACGGCUUCAAGUGUAGUUAACACAGUCCUUCGCUUGACAUGCAAAUGUAUCCUGUGUACCAGGUUGUACUUUAAGCAUGUAGCCCUGGGUAAGGAGAGCGCAGGUUUCGGAAUUACUGCUGUCCAGUCACCGCAUCCUGGCUCUGUAUACCAACACCCACAAGGGUUCCAUUGGCCUUACUCAAGCCUUAUGCAGGUCAUGCCCUCAGGCCCCAAGCAGGUGUUUGAGUGCCUCCCAUCCAUCUUGGUGGAUAGGCCCUAAACAGAUGCCUAUCCUACUAGAGUCCACAAGGGUGGGUAGUGACAGGAACAUUUUACAGCCAGAAACAUUGCUUAUUGGGCAGUGAGAGCACAUCAGAUCAGUGUCGCAGGGGUGCAAACUCCCCCUGACCCGAACAUUUUUGAGCCAUUGGGCUCCAUCAAUAUCAGAUCCCAAAAAAGUUUUUGCACUGACCCAAGAAUUUCUUUCUCUCAGGAAAGAGGCAUGACCAAAAAAGUAGAUCCUGCAGUUCAGACAAUAAGUUUUAAUCAACUUACUUCUUUCAUCAGAAGGAUGGUGGUUUUCAACAAAUUGUAUGUGUGAGAAGUCUAAAUUGGUUCUUCUGCUAAGAGCCUGUGUGAUGUUCAUUUUCAUGCCCCAGAAAACAGGUGCUUUAUAAGGUUUGCCUUCUUAGAACACAGAUCGUGUAUGCCCUUAGAUAGAAGCUUUUCCGUGAAUGGUGUUAACCCUAUAGACUGGAUCCCUUGCGUUGCCUGGAUCCCGACUUUUCUUUACACACAGCAAGAACAACCCAUGUAUGCUAAAGGUGUAUGUGGCUGCCAUCUCACCUUUAAGGCCAUCCUUAUGAAACUUUGCAAGAUGCCAAACUGAAAUGAGCAUCUCUGCCUUUUUUUUUUUUUUUUUGCUAACAACCACUGCCUUUUUGCAGCAAAAAAUGGGAGAACUGCACGUGCUGGUGAUUAGUUCACCUUGCAUGCAUUGGUGACCAGAUUACUCUGGGAUUGGGGUUGAAUCCAGGAUUCCUGCUCAAGGUCAUAUCAGGCAGUGUUGUCAAUCAGAAGGCGAACCUGCAAAGCAAUCCUUGCUGUGCCUGAUACACACCCUAUGGUACUAUUUAUACCGGAUGGCAGCUAUCCAAUGCUCAGACCAACUGUUCAUCUGACACGGAGGAAAGAUAUGAGGGGCUCCCUUGUCUAAGCAGAGACUGGCCCAAUAGGUGGUGAGCCCACUAGUGGCCACAUGAUAUGCCACUCUAAGAGGACUGUCUCCUCCUCUUGGGCAGCAUUCUGAGGAGUGCUACUCGAGGUAGUCUGUGCUGUUUCCACCUUUCUCCAGGUUCGACAAUGUUAAUAUUAUCCUUCCAGGGAUGCAGUUGUGGUGGGCUUUCAUAUUAGUCCUAAGGUGAGUCCAAUUCCUCGCAACAUUGUAUCCUGGUGAUUCUCACAUCUCCUGGCAGUUACAUGGAGGGAACGCUAGUUAUGUAUGCAAAUAUGGUUCUAUGAACCAUGGAUAACUGCCAGAGUUCAUCAUUAUUCUGAAUCAGUGUGCCAACAGCAAGAAUUAAGUGAGAAAUUUCCAGGGACAACUGGCUAUAUGCUGGUGGUAUUAUUGUAAAUGUAUUGCAAAUACUCUCAUAUGCCACUUUGUGACUUUAUAAAAAGGUCUCGGUAUGCAUGCACGUGCACAAUAACGUAUCCAGGUGAUUCUCGCUGCACCCGACGAUUAUCCGGGGUUCAUUAAACCACAGUUACAUAAGUAACUAGCAUUAUGAAAACAGUUUCCAGUAUUUUCAUGUUCAGGUUUGGCUUAUAUCUUUUUUUUUUCCUAAUCUUUUUGCCAGCCAUAAGGAUGUAAAAAAGCUGUAACAGGUACUUCUGGUUUUUUAAACCCAUUUUUAAAGGGUAUAAACUCCAAGGAUGUUUGCUUUUGACAAAUGAAACCUGACUUAUUGUCUGAGCCAUAGAGCUUUUUUCACACUUUCACUCUUGCCUAGAGAUGUUUGAAACUAAAAACUGCUUUUUGCACUUUUCAUGCUACUGUACACAAAGACAAUCUUUUAUAAAGCCCAUUUGAUGAAAUGUCAUGUUACAUCACAACUUUGUUGGUCCAGGUGUGGACAUAUCAUAGUUUUGUACUGCACAGUCAGUUUAUAUGCUCCAUUUGAAAAGGCUUGUCAUCUCGUGUACAACUAAAACUCCAGGGAUGAAUUCUGUUUAAAAAAAACUGAAUGAGAUGCUGGGAACACUGCAUCUGUCACUCACUGCCAUGGCACACUCACUGAUUCUGUCAUGAAUUGUGUUUGUAUUAUUUUUCUACAUAGUAACCACUCCAUCUUCAUCACUUGCAUAGCACGAAUGCUUGAAACCUGCACAAAGCCAAACUGCUUUGCACCACACUUUGAAACACUUGUUUACCAACAAGGGCUCUGAGAAACAUUUCUGGUAUCACACUCUGCAAUGUCCUCAGUGAUCUCAUUUUCAUAUUUGGAAUUUGGAUAUGUAUGCAUCAAACAGGCUAUACAAAAAUAUGCAUUUGAUGAGAAAACACUAGCUGUUUUUAAGCCAACACAAUAAGCCAGGACUGCUGUAGAACAGCAGGAGGUUAUAGAAAUGAUACCAAACUUUAAAGCUAAAUAUCAAAUGGAACACUAGAAUUCACAUGCAGUCAUUUAUAUUUUAAAUAUAUUUCCUUGCCCUUUGCUCCAUUCAUGUCAUUUUAAAUCCUUAAAAUUAGGUAUAGGGCAUUCAAGUGUACACAAGUCCUUUUGCAUUGAACAGCCAUUUUAUUAGGAAUUGUGUCAAAUUAUGUUACAAAGAGAAUUUGCAAGAGGCAGUGUAAAGGUUUUAAUUAAAAUGGUUUAUUUUCAUAUAGUGAUUUUGUGUACAUGACAUCGUACCCUUUGUUCAAUAACAAUUUAUUUGAAGUAUUCUGAGAUCUGCCUGUAGCUCAUUGCCCAGAAUUGCCAGUUUUGUAUCGAUGGACAAUCUGUUUUUGUACAUUAGCUUUUCUCUCUUGUUCUUGGCCUGGAUUAUUUUCUAACCAAAUAAACCGUUUAAAAA
Pangasianodon hypophthalmus (striped catfish) is the source of this 14068-nucleotide messenger RNA. RefSeq names its product calcium channel, voltage-dependent, L type, alpha 1D subunit, b (gene cacna1db). The coding region runs from base 1515 to 8156 and encodes 2213 amino acids. Gene Ontology annotation, molecular function: high voltage-gated calcium channel activity. Gene Ontology annotation, cellular component: membrane; voltage-gated calcium channel complex. The record is from RefSeq and is a predicted model, not a curated record. Gene Ontology annotation, biological process: calcium ion import across plasma membrane. NCBI's taxonomy places the organism in Eukaryota, Metazoa, Chordata, Actinopteri, Siluriformes, Pangasiidae. The transcript has 51 exons.